GUGCCAAAAGGCGAUCGCAUCGCCUCUCUCUGCUGUAUCACUCAUCUCUCGCAGGACUGUCUCCGACAGAAGUUUAAGGCCAUCUGCAGCGAAGACACCGCCAGUUAUUGGGACGACUCCUGGAACGAACUCGUGGAAGAGAAUAUGCAGUUUGCCUGCUCCAACUUCCCCAAUUUGGCCAAAUGUGACUCUGGUAUGGACGCCAAGGUAUGGCAGAUGAUCAAAGACGUUGCGGCCACCGAUGACGCCUCCAUUCUCGCACAAAGACAUAAAUUCAAGUCUGAGAUCUCGACAGCCAUGGAGUUAAUGGAAAUGUUUGAAUAAAUUGAUUCAUUCAUUGGUUGGCAUAAUCUCUCAUCAAUUUUGCUUAAUCUUUGAUUAUAUCUAACCUUUUGUUUUAAUUUAUGGUUAAUUAAUAAUUUCUGAACUAACGCACUAAAUAAUGGGCACAAUUUGUUAUAUU
Messenger RNA from Medioppia subpectinata, 463 nucleotides. Lineage: Eukaryota; Metazoa; Arthropoda; Arachnida; Sarcoptiformes; Oppiidae. The record is from the annotation of a GenBank genome assembly.